CGCAUCUCUUAUCAGUGUACUGUCUUCGUCUUUCAUUUCUCUCUCUGUUAAUCUUCACUUGAUUCGAUUUGCUUUUGGGAGAAGAAGAAGAUCGAUCGAUCCAGAGUUCUCUUUAAUUACCUGCGGUCUCUUCUUCUUCUUCGAUCCGCACAAGGGCGUUGUGAUUCCGCAUCGAUUUUGUUUGCCAUUUCCUUGAAUUCGAUCGAUUACGUAGCUGGAGGUGGAAAUUAUGGCGACGACAAACAAUAGCCGCCACCAGGAUAGCAACCCCAACACCCCCGCCGCGGCAGCGAUGGCGAAGCAGACAGUGGCCCCUGCGAAAAGUGUCGAUACGCAGUCUGUUUUGAAGAGGCUACAGUCUGAGCUUAUGGCCCUAAUGAUGGGCGGCGAUCCUGGCAUAUCUGCCUUCCCCGAAGAAGACAACAUAUUCUGCUGGAAAGGAACAAUCAGCGGCAGCAAAGAUACAGUCUUCGAAGGAACAGAGUACAAGUUAUCGCUAGCCUUUCCCUCCGACUACCCUUUCAAACCUCCAAAGGUUAAGUUCGAGACAGCCUGCUUUCAUCCCAACAUUGAUGUCUAUGGAAACAUAUGCUUGGACAUAUUACAGGAUAAGUGGUCAUCUGUGUAUGAUGUGAGGACAAUCCUGCUCUCAAUCCAGAGCUUGCUUGGGGAACCAAAUAUCAGUUCGCCUCUCAACACACAGGCAGCAGCUCUCUGGGGUCAUCAAGAAGAAUAUAGGAAGAUGGUGGAGAAACUAUACAAGCCAAGUGCUGCUGCUUAGCCUUUACAGUGCAGUGCAUCUUCUGCUGCUGCUGCUGCUGCUGCUG
Andrographis paniculata is the source of this 827-nucleotide messenger RNA. RefSeq names its product ubiquitin-conjugating enzyme E2 20-like. The transcript is spliced from 6 exons. The coding region runs from base 230 to 781 and encodes 183 amino acids. The record is from RefSeq and is a predicted model, not a curated record. Lineage: Eukaryota; Viridiplantae; Streptophyta; Magnoliopsida; Lamiales; Acanthaceae.